AUAAUAUUCUUCUCAUCUUUUGCCUACUUUUCUUUCUGUCUUUCUCUCUCUCUCAAUAAUCUCCUACUCUUAACAGCUUUUCCCAAUAGCUUUCUUUGACUUGCAAAGGUGUUUUCCUCAUCUAAACAGAACAGCAGGAAUCAUUUCAGCUUUCACCAUUUUUGCACCUCAAUAUAUCUCAAGUUUGGCUUGCAUGACCUGCUUUCAUAAGAAACAUAAAAGACCUAAAUACAGUUUAGGAGAUUUGUAUAUAAGAUGGGGUGUUUUACAGUCUUGAAAAGUAAGAAGAAAAAGUCUGAGCAGUCAGUUUUUGUAAAUCGCUUUGCCCAUAAGAAGUACAUGCCCACCACACUGCCUGAGCCCCAAGUUCAGACCCGAUCACUGCAAUCCGCACCCCCAAGUUUUAGAACCAGAGUAAAACCAAUUCAACCUAAUAACAAGUCAACCAGCAAUAGGACACGUGCAUUAUCUGCUCCGUCAAGUCUUGAUGCUGCUGAGCAAGAUGCGCUUGCAUCACUUGAAUUUGAAGAACAGGAGGCGAAGAGUCGUGCUGUGUUAGUGAAGGAACAAAGGUCAUCAACUCCACAGCCUCUUCCACUUCCAUCUCCCCAUGGUACUGUGCUGAAGACAGUGGGAAGCUUUAAAAGGAAUGCCAGUGGCCCUCUCUUUGCUUCUGGACCAUUGCCCUUACCUCCUUCUGGAACACUCAGAAACUUUGCUUAUGAAGAAAUCGCAGCUGCUUGCCAUCAUUUCUCUUCUGAUCGAUGCACAUCUGAGGGUCUGUCUUCUGUUAUGUAUAAGGCUUCCUUCGGAGAUGAUACAUCAAGUUCAAAGAAGUUUGAAGCUACUGUUACUCGCCUUCACCCAUCCACUCAGGGUUUAAGGGAGUUUAUAAAUGAAGUAAACACUCUAGCAUCAUUGCAACAUCCAAACCUCUGUAAAUUGCUUGGAUACCAUGCACGUGAUAGUUCAGAACAAAGAAUGUUGGUCUACGAGAGGCUGUUUCAUGGAAGCUUAGAUCGGCUUCUGUAUGGGAGAUCAGAUGGACCACCACUUGAUUGGAAUACCCGGAUGAAAAUUGCUUUAUGUUCUGCACAGGGUCUUACUUUCUUGCAUGAGGAAGGGCCAUUUCAGGCAAUGUACAAUGAAUUUUCAACGGCCAACAUACAGAUUGACAAGGAUUUCAGUGCAAAGCUUUCAGGAUAUGGGUGUGUUGGUCAUAUUCCGGAGACAGAAGAGAUCUCAACUAAUUCAGCUGCUGUUGCAAAUCUCUCAGUAGAGACUCUGGAGAGAGGAUGGCUAACUCCAAAGAGCAAUGUUUGGAGUUUUGGAAUUGUUCUACUUGAAUUGCUCACGGGCCGGAAGAACCUGGACAGCCGACAUCCCAGGGAAGAGAGGAACCUAGUGAAGUGGAGCCGACCAUUCCUAGCUGAUGAUUGUCGAUUGUCACUCAUCAUGGAUCCUCAGCUCAAAGGUCGCUUUCCUAUGAAAGCCGCGCGCACAGUGGCUGACAUAGCGCAAAGAUGUCUCCAGAAGGACCCAUCAGAAAGGCCAACCAUGAGAACCAUAGUUGAGCAUCUCAAAAUUAUCCAAGACAUGAAAUAUUCCUGUCGGUUUCCUCUGCAAGAGCCAGUGGCAAUUGCUGGAAAACAGAUGUCAAGGUCACCUAGUCUUAAUGGGAUCAUCACUCCUGGACCCAGGUUAAGUUUCUCACCAUCCCCACCAUCUGGAGCCCGGCUGUCUGUUUCUCCUACAAGACCAUCUGCGUUGCCAUCGACUCUUCCACCACGUGCUUGUUCCUCUACCCUCUCAUUAGAGGAACUUGAAAGGCAAGAAAGUCGGAGAUCAUCAUCAGCAGCCCUUAGAAGGGCUAGUGUGGAAGGAUUUUGAUUGUUUAUAAUAUGCAUUUUUUCAUUUUUUGUUUAUUUUCUUCUUUUAAAUUCAACACAACAUAUAGAAGAUAAAGAUGUGGUUCUUCCACCCCCUAUUCCUCUAGAUGAUGAAAAAGAGGAUGCUGUUUUGUAGAUAAGAGUGCAAGCCUGAUCUGAAAAUGGAUCGAUUAUUUUCUUCCAAUCCAAAAUGCUAUGGUGUCUGUGUGUGUAUACGUAUGUUCAUAUAUCAGAGUUUACUUAUGUACAGGAUGUGAGAUCCUAAUGAUUUUUUCUGA
This is a messenger RNA of Theobroma umbraticum, 2167 nucleotides long. It is a transcript of the gene ATSIK, whose product is annotated as Protein kinase superfamily protein. Lineage: Eukaryota; Viridiplantae; Streptophyta; Magnoliopsida; Malvales; Malvaceae. The record is from RefSeq and is a predicted model, not a curated record. Gene Ontology annotation, biological process: protein phosphorylation. Gene Ontology annotation, molecular function: protein kinase activity; ATP binding.